AUGUCCUCGAUGCUCAGGCCUUUACGGCUUCCACAACUAGUGGAGGAGCGAAAGAAGCGGGAGUCGAUGCAGACAGAACAGGACGUCGAGCCUACUCUUAGCUUCUACACAUUCAGCAGCACUUCAUCUGAGCUCACUUCCCCGGUAACACCAACCUUCUCGGCCCGGAGUCACAUGCGUCACUCCAGCUCCGCCUCGUCUUUUGACCUCGCCAUUCCCAGCACCCCGGAGUACCCACCGUCACCCACCAGAGCCGCAGAUAUCUCGGCCAAGUGGUCUUUGACCGAUGUUCAGGAGGAGCCUUCCAGCUACGAGUAUGCGGAUGCUGAGGACUAUGUUGAUUUCGACGAUGCUUCGUCCGACCAGUUCGAUCUCACCGACUGUCUCCGGGACGAACCUCGCUAUUGCCAAGCUCCCAACCUUCAGGUCGUCACAGGUUUCGACCUCUACGAUGGCUACGACGACUUUGACUACAACUUUGGACUUCAACAUGAGUCUGAUGCGUACAGAGAAGACACACGUUCGUCAAGGAAGCUCAGCCGGAGGUUCGAGGCGCCAUUCGCCAGUCUAUCCACUCGUCUCGGCUCUCGGCUUCCGUCGUUAAAGUCUCGGCGUUCUCUGAAGCAGUGCAGCGCUCCGGGAUCUCCCAUCGCCGAGGGCAGUCUUGAGCGCUACUCUCGCCUCUCUCGUGGAGUCCCAAGCCCAUCGUCAUCACGUUCGACUUUUGGCACCUUCCACUAUGAUCGUUCAAACGAGCCUCCGCUGCCACCGACGCCCGACUUGUCACGCUAUGGCAGCUCAGACAGCGUAGCCAAGCGGGUCUCCAGCGUGUUGGAAGAGGUUGAAGAAGUCCGCGACACCAUCCAGCGCGAUCGCGCCAUGGCGACGACACCUCUCCUUCCUCCGUUCAUGAAUGGCAUCGCCGCGCCACCAAGUACUGCCAUGAACUCCCCUCUUGUCUCACCCACAGUUGCCUUUGCAACCAUCUCGAUGCCUUCGGCGCCGCAGUCGCCACUGGUCUCUCCGCCGCUGAGCUCCAAGCCCUCCCUGACAUCGUUUCCCUCCAUCAUGGCAUCGACUGAGCUGCCCCUCAUGCCUGAGCCUGAUGCCUGGUCCGACCUGCUUGGCCAUGCCAACUUCACCAUCACACCAGCCCCGUACCAGCCGCAGGGCCAAGACUCGGAUACUCUGCAGAAGUUCCAGGAGGACUGGGAGACGGCUCGCGUCAACUACACGAAGCACCUUGCCCGUACCGGGGAGCACUAUGGCGACACGUCCAAGACGUACUCACUGACCCAGGCAAAGUGGUCAGAGAUUGAGAACAUGUGGAGCUCCUAUCACAAGCAGAUCAUUGCCGAUCUCAUUGCCUGUGGAGCAUCCCUGCGUGGCCAGAUGAGCCCGGAAGAAGUCGUCCCCACCACGCUGCCUCAUAUGGCUGAGGGCAAGUUCCCCGAGAGAGGCGACCAGGACAUUGUCGGCCCCAUGGUGCGACAGGCGACCAUGUCUCCCAUGGCCGACACCUUCAAGCGGCCGAGUCUCUGGAAACGCCUUACGGGCCGCUGA
Messenger RNA from Microdochium trichocladiopsis, 1563 nucleotides. RefSeq lists its product as uncharacterized. The record is from RefSeq and is a predicted model, not a curated record. The transcript has a single exon. NCBI's taxonomy places the organism in Eukaryota, Fungi, Ascomycota, Sordariomycetes, Xylariales, Microdochiaceae. The coding region runs from base 1 to 1563 and encodes 520 amino acids.